AGUGCAAUAUCACAGCCCGUAACUAUAGCGAUUCAAUAAGUUUCCCUUUCACAAGCAAACUAAUUUUUCUUCUUCCAAUUUUUUUUCCUUAUAAACUUGAAAAACAAAUCCAUCACUAAUUUCUGCAACAAAACUAUUUAUUAAAUCUAUCAAAAUCUUCUCUCUCUUUUACUCAUCACAAUCAUCAUCCAUCAAAUCCCUAGAACACAAAUCCACCAAAUUCACAGCUCAAAUGUCGCGAGAAGAUGCAGCAAUUGCAGCAAUAAAACACGCUUUGAAAGCUCUGAAGAAGCGGCAUUUACUGGAAGAGGGCGCUCAUUCGCCUGCUAUAAUCGCUCUCUCUCGCCCGAUUGUGUCUCAGGGCUCGGAGUGGAAAGAAAAGGCUGAAAAUCUCGAAGUCGAGCUCCAGCAAUGUUACAAAGCUCAAUCUCGAUUAACAGAACAACUUGUGGUGGAAGUCACUGACUCCAGAGCUUCGAAAGCUUUAGUACAAGAGAAAGAUUCUCUGAUAUCUGACUUGCAAAAUGAGCUUACUCAAGCAAGGGAUGAGUGCUCCCGUUUAGCAACAUUGUUGGAAGAAAAGACUAAGGCUCUAGAACUGUUGAUGAGUGAGCACCAGGAACUUAAGGAACAGUUUGAAGCAACCACUCUUAGAGCUGACAAUGCAGAGGCUGAAAAUAAGAUGCUAAUUGACCGUUGGAUGUUGGAGAAGAUGAAAGAUGCUGAACGCAUGAACGAGGCAAAUGCUAUUUAUAAAGAAAUGGUGGAUCGCCAAAAGGAAACAAGCAUAGAGCUUCUUGCCCGUCAACAAGUCGAUGGUGUUGUCCGCCAAUGUGAAGAAGGUGCCGAGUACUACGCUGAGUCAACAGUUCCCACUACAUGCAGACAAAGAAUCCCAGCCCACGAAGGUGGCUGUGCCUCCAUAUUAUUCGAGCAUAAUUCCGGUAAAUUAGUUAGUGGAGGACAAGACAAAACUGUCAAAAUGUGGGACACAAACACAGCUUCAUUAACCCGCACUCUCCAUGGUUGUCUUGGUUCAGUUCUCGAUCUCUGCAUUACCCACGAUAAAAAAUCCGUAAUUGCAGCAAGCAGUUCGAACAAUUUGUAUGUAUGGGAUGUAAGUUCGGGUAGGGUAAGGCACACAUUAACCGGCCACGUGGACAAAGUCUGUGCCGUUGAUGUCAGCAAAGUCUCGAACCGCAACGUUGUGAGUGCUGCAUAUGACCGGACGAUUAAAGUGUGGGACCUUCAGAGAGGCUACUGUGUGAACACGAUAUUAUUCCACAGCAAUUGUAACGCACUUUGUCUUAGUAUGGAUGGACAGACCAUUUGUUCGGGCCAUGUAGAUGGGAAUCUUCGGUUAUGGAAUAUUCAGACAGGGAAACUGAUAAGCGAAGUGGCAGCUCAUUCUUUUGCAGUUACGUCUCUAUCAUUAUCAAGAAACGGGAACGUGAUUUUGUCUAGUGGGAGAGAUAACCUGCACAACUUAUUCGAUAUGCGCACGCUUGAAAUAUGUGCGACUUUGAGAGGGAAUGGGAGUAGAGUGGCGUCGAAUUGGAGCAGGUCUUGUAUGAGCCCAGAUGAUGAUUAUGUUGCCGCUGGAUCUGCUGAGGGCUCGGUGAAUAUAUGGUCGGUGAAAAGUGCAAAGAUUGUGAGUACUUUAACGGAGCACACUUCGCCUGUUUUGUGCUGCUCGUGGAGUAAUCUUGGCAAGCCUUUGGCUACCUCUGAUAAGAAUGGCAACAUUUGUAUUUGGUCUUGAUUGCUCUAUUCUUGGUUUGAUGAAGCCCGAUUAACAUCAAAGCCCGUUUGGAUUUAUGAUUUCCUUAACGAUUAUUGCUCAUGGAUGAAAUCAGGUACUCAGCAGAAAUUACGAAGAGUUCAGCAUUGUGUAUAAGCGUUUGAGAUUAGGAGUCUAGUAAAGAUGUUCGUAUUGGAGGGUGUAUAUAUUCCGUAGCACGGUGCAUAACGAUUCUGCUCUUGGUGAUAAAAAUCAAUGUGGGAAGUAGAAUUUGAUCAUUAGAUUUAGUUUCAUUGGAACAAGACAUACAUGUACAUGUUUUUUCUCUUGAAUUCUUUAUGUUUAUAGUUCCACUGCUAUAUAAUGUUUGCAUAUUUGUCGAAUCUCGUUUUUUUUUCUUCU
Molecule: messenger RNA, 2143 nt
Organism: Erythranthe guttata (spotted monkey flower)
Lineage: Eukaryota; Viridiplantae; Streptophyta; Magnoliopsida; Lamiales; Phrymaceae
Product: Transducin/WD40 repeat-like superfamily protein
Biological process (GO): autophagosome assembly
Molecular function (GO): protein binding
Source: RefSeq, a predicted model, not a curated record